AAUAAAUCAUGCUUGCACAUUAAACUUAGGUUUACAAUGUUUUACAUUGUCCAAUUGUCAUUGAUCUUUAUUACUGUUUGAAAAAGUUUUGUAUAACUAUGGUUAAGAUUUGAGAUUGAUUUAAGAUUUAAACUAUUUAAUUAGAAAAAAGUGAAACAUGUUUAUUUUCUAUACUUCAGUGAUCACACUGGUUUAAACUAGAAUUUUCUUAGUAUUAACUCUUGCAUUGAAAUCUACUCACUAGUUAUUUUCACUCUUUUUAUUGGAUAUUUAAAUUUUCUUUGUUGAAAGAUUUUAUUUAUAUUAUAAGUCUAUAACUAAGCUUUUAUCUUUAAUUUUUGAAUUGGAUGUUAUGUUGAAAUUUAUAUAAAAUGUCUGCUUUGAAACACUUUGUGUUUCCCGAUCAUGCACCAAAUUCUGGGACUGUGAAGGCAAAGUGCAAAUAUUGUCCAACAUACAUCUCUGGCAAUGCCAAAACAACAUCAAACUUUGUGACACAUUUAAAGAGAAAGCACAGAGACAUUUUCAUUCAAAGUAAAUCUGAGGAUGGUACACAAAUAUCGCAAACAAAUAUAAGCAACUUUACAAAAUCUACAUCAGUUUCAAAAUACUCUGCCAAUGAUGCUUCUCAAAUGCAGAUUACAGAUGCUUUGGUUUCAUUUGUAGCUGGAAAUUUAACACCACUCUCAGUUGUAGAGAGUCCCGAAUUCAAGACCUUUGUCGAAUCAUUGAAUCCAAAAUAUCAACUUCCUAGCAGGAAACAUCUUUCUACCAAACUAUUACAUCAGAAAGCAAGCAAUAUUCAAUCAAAUAUAAAGGAAAAAUUACGCUCAGCAGAAAGUGUGUGUCUGACUAUCGAUUUAUGGUCUAAUCGUCAGAUGAAGGGAUUCUUAGAAAUCACAGGUCAUUUCAUACUUGAUUGGUCACUCGUAGGUCAGCAAUUUGUCUAA
Messenger RNA from Mytilus trossulus (common blue mussel), 950 nucleotides. Its product is annotated as E3 SUMO-protein ligase ZBED1-like. NCBI's taxonomy places the organism in Eukaryota, Metazoa, Mollusca, Bivalvia, Mytilida, Mytilidae. Bases 372 to 950 code for a protein of 192 amino acids. Gene Ontology annotation, molecular function: DNA binding. Gene Ontology annotation, cellular component: nucleus. The transcript has 2 exons. The record is from RefSeq and is a predicted model, not a curated record. Gene Ontology annotation, biological process: regulation of transcription by RNA polymerase II.